GACCAAUUCAACACCCGGCUCAUCCCAUUUGGAGAUACGCCGAAGUCCUCUCCGGUGGCCAUGGGCCGCCUGGGCCCGCGCUGCACCCAUUGCAAGCGCACGGAAGAGGCGGAUCUCACCUGCGGCCGCUGCCGAUCGGUGGUGUACUGCAGCCGAAGCUGCCAGCGGGCGCACUGGAAGAGUCACAAGCUGGAUUGCGUGAAGCUGGCGCAGGUCUUGGCCAAGCGGGCCGAGGGCGAUGUGGCCGGGUUCCUUCGGUGGGUCGAACGACUCCUUCGGCAGCCAAAGGCGCUGCCCUUCUCUUCUGGAGGCCCUGCAGAGAUCUACGGUUCCGCUGCGCCCUGCGCGCGCAAGCGUCUGGAAUGCGCCGGCCGGUCUUUUUUGGAGACCUUGGAGCGUCAGAUGCCGAGUUUCCAGCCCGCGCCGGCUGAAGCGCAAGCAAAGGUCCCGAAGGAGGAGCCGGACAUGCGCCGGUCGCCAGCGCGGGGGCCCUCGGCGCCGUAUCUGCAAAGGUGCCAGGAGCGUGCAGAGCUGCGCUCGAAGCUGCGGCCAGGGCGCAAGCCCCUGCCGCUGCGCCUGAAAGGAGUGGAGCUCUACGCACUGCUGGAGAUCCAAGUUGAGGAGGACCAGCUGCCCAAAGAGGAGGAGGUCAAGGAGGCCUACAAGCGCCUGGUGUUGAUCCACCACCCGGACAAGCAGGCGAGCAAGACCCUGCCCUUCCAGCUGAUUCAGGAGGCCUACGAAUACCUCUCGGAUCGCGAGAACAAGCAGGUCUAUGAUUCCACACUGCCCUUCAACGACUCCAUCCCCACGGAGGCGGAGAUCCGGCGCCGGGGCUUCUUCAAGGCCUUGGAGCCGGCCUUCCGGCGCAACGCCAGGUGGUCCGAGCGCGGCGGCGGCCCGCCGCUGGGCACGCCGGACCAGCCGCUGGACCAGGUGCAUGGCUUUUACCAGUGGUGGUACGACUUUGAGAGCUGGCGGGAUGUGAGCCCCAGCUACCUGGAGCAGCAGGGCCUGGAGCUCGAGGACGUGACCAACUGCCCUCGUCAGCAGCGGAGGACCCGGCAGAAGCAGAACGAGCAGAUCCGCAAAGCCUUCGAUGUCCACGAGAGGCUGCGUGUGAUGCGUCUGGUGGACCUCGCCUUCCGCCACGACCCGCGGCUCCUCUGGGAGCGCAAUGCCGCGGCCGGAGACGAGUCCAGGACGCGGGCGCCGCAGAAGAAGACCUCAGCGCCGAGAUCCCCACAGCGUCGCAAGGAGCCGAGUGAGGAAGAGCUCAGGAAGCAGGAGGAGACAAAGCGGGUGGCCAAAUCCCGGCGCCAGCAACUGCGGAAGCUCGUGGAGAGUCUUGGCCUCUUGGUGAGCGGGGUGGAACUGGAGCGCUUUUGCCUCAAGGCCACCGACACAGAGGAGCUGGAGGACCUGGCGGAGGAGGUGGGGCGCUUGGCCCAGCUGCCGCCGGAGGACGUCACCGAGGAGCUGACGGAGACGGAUGAGGAAGACAGCAAGUCCAAGAAGAAGGAGGAAGCAGUGGUUCCUGACUGUACUUUCUGCCACGGCACCGGGAUGAAUGCGGUGAGCAAGACAGCGUGCAUGUUCUGCGACGGCUCUGGCAAGCAACACGUGGAAGAGGCCCCAGCGGAGGAAGUAGAAGAAGCUCCGCCCAAGGAGAAGCGGUACCGGCGCAAGACCCCGCUCCAGCUGGCGCAGGAGGCGGUCUUCGACGCCAUGUGGGCCUCAGGCAUGCGACCCACGGAGACGCGGCACAGCCCAGAGCUGCGGCAAGAGAGAAGAGAGCGCCAGGAGCGGGAGAGGGAGGAGCGGCGGCGCUUGAGAGAGCUGCGGCAGAAGGAGGAAAGAGAAAGAGAGCAGCAGCUGAGAGCAGAGCAAGCCAAAGAAGAGGAGACCAUCGAGGAACAGUUCGCGCGGCGCGCCGCGGCGCGAGAGGCCCGGGCGGCGGAAGAAGAGGCCAAGGCCGAACCGGAGCAGAACGAGCCGGAGGAAGAGCUGGACGAGGACCCGCGGCUGGUGGCGGAAGCGGAGCGCUUCCUCAGCCAGGACCAAGACACCAACCCCGAGACGGUGGACCGCAUCUCCAAGCUCACGGAGUUCGCGCGCCUGGGCAUCGAGGGCGCCACCCAGGUGAUCUUGGCCUCUCUGGGCGCCUCGAAGGAGCUGAGAGAAUGCCUGGCCGAGCUCGAGGAGCGACGUUUUGAGCAGCCGGAGGAAUACACGAACGAGGUGUUGCUGCUGCUCUCCGAGUGCGUGGCGCCCUUCUUUGGUCUCGGCACGCGCCCGGUGAAGGCGGUGAAGUUGCCGGCACUGCUGCGGAACCGCGCCAAGCGGGUGCGGCAAGCUCUCCGGGACCUGGUGCUCGGCUGCAACUUCCUGGCGAUUUUGGAGGGCCAGAACUAAGGCUAGCCCCAGCACGCCAGGCUGAGCAGUUAGUUUCACUGCGCCAAUUGAACAGCGACCCGCGUGGUGGUUUGGCAAAGCGCGCCUUCAGGCA
Molecule: messenger RNA, 2509 nt
Organism: Effrenium voratum
Lineage: Eukaryota; Dinophyceae; Suessiales; Symbiodiniaceae
Source: the annotation of a GenBank genome assembly